Schistocerca gregaria is the source of this 1256-nucleotide messenger RNA. RefSeq names its product intraflagellar transport protein 43 homolog (gene IFT43). Gene Ontology annotation, cellular component: cilium; intraciliary transport particle A. The transcript has 8 exons. Lineage: Eukaryota; Metazoa; Arthropoda; Insecta; Orthoptera; Acrididae. The record is from RefSeq and is a predicted model, not a curated record. Gene Ontology annotation, biological process: intraciliary retrograde transport. Bases 74 to 712 code for a protein of 212 amino acids.
UUGCGUGGAUGCUGUUGCCAUGGUAAUAUAAACAAUAACAGCCAGCAGGUGCAAAGUGCUUGUAAACUUUGUUAUGGAUUUCGAUGGUGAUUUAAAUUUCAAUUUUGGAAAGAAGCUAACAGCCCGCAAAGGUAGAAGAGCUGGCAAUGCCAGCUCACCAAAAGAAGACGCAGCUGCUGAUGGUACCAUAGAUAGUCCUGGAUCUGCACCAGGUUCUGGACUAUCAAGAGGCUCACUGCAGGAACUUGAGGAUGCCUUGCCUGCAGCACCACCGAGAUCUAGACGUUCUGGUGGGUGGGCAGAUGAAGGUGUAAAAUCUGGAAAGAAACGGAGUGCCAGCAACAUAAUUGAGCAGGAACGGUUCAGAAGAACAGAAGAUGUUAAGGAUGACUCUGAUGAUGAUAUACCAGUAAUACCAGACCUGGAUGACAUACAAGAUGAAGACUUGACAACACAGAUUGCCAGUACUCCAUCGGUCAAUCUGAAUAAAGUAGCAGCAUAUAAAGAGCUUGACUCUGAUCUAUUCAAACAUUCAGCAUUUGGGACUCUGGAAAACAUUAAUUUACAGCUCCUUACAAAAAGCCUUAGACCAGAAAAUGAUGUAAAAGAGGUAGAUGAGCCAUGGAACUGGGAUCUGCUGUUCACCGAUAUAGCAUCAGAGCUUCAUAGUGAAUGGGAAAGUACGGAAAACAAGGCAAAGGAAGUGACCUGAAUUUAUAGUCACACAACUAGAUUUUAAAUCAGUUGAUGAUUGCAUCUGUUGCUGAUAUAUAAAUAUGUAAUUUUUCAGAGAAUAGAAUGGUGCACAUAAGCUAAAUUACAGCUGGACAUAAUGCAAAAUGUGUGAUAGUAUUUAGGCUUUUCCAAUGAUUACUGCUCCUCUGUUGUUCACAACUGUUACAUAACAAAUAACAGUUCUUAAGACCCCAUUACUUUUGCACACCAAUGGGAGCUUGCAAAUAUUUGACUUAUUUGUUUACAGUUUUAUUUGGAGCCAUCGUUCCUCACCUACAGUCUUUUCUCCUCCUUGAUUUUGAAUUGACAGAUAAGCUAUUAUCUCUAUCAAGCUUUAUGUUAAUGUACAUUCUUUUACAUUUUCUAAAAAAAAUAUUGAUUUAUAGCAGGUACAUCUAUGUUUGAAGAGAAAUACACUACUUCUCAGAAAUGUUGUUUUUCUGUAUUUUUUGUUUGUAAUGCAUAAUUUUACAUACAUGGGCAAUGUUAGCAAUGUGGAAAUACACCAUUAUGCAAGCAGA